Microplitis mediator is the source of this 1188-nucleotide messenger RNA. Its product is annotated as histidine-rich glycoprotein-like. The transcript has 6 exons. The record is from RefSeq and is a predicted model, not a curated record. The coding region runs from base 1 to 1188 and encodes 395 amino acids. NCBI's taxonomy places the organism in Eukaryota, Metazoa, Arthropoda, Insecta, Hymenoptera, Braconidae.
AUGGUCACCAUGGACAUGGUAAUGAUGGUUAUGAUGGUCACUAUUAUUAUGGUUGCUAUGGUCACCAUGAUUGUGGUCAUGAUGUUCAUCAUGAUUGUGGUCACAACUCUGGUUAUGAUGGUCACCGUUAUUAUGCAUCAUCAUGAUGAUGACGUUCAGCAUGAUCAUGAAUAUAAUAGUCAUGAUGGUCACUAUAAUCGUGGUCAUGAUAGUCAUGUUCGUCACUAUGAUUACGGUCAUCAAAGUCGUGAUGUUCGACAUGAUCAUGGUCACCAUGAUCAUGCUCAUGAUGGUGACCAAAAUCAAGGCCAUUAUGGUCACUAUGAUCAUGGUCAUGAUGGUUACCAAGAUCAUAGCCAUAAUGUUCAUGAUGGUCACUAUGAACAUGGUCAUGAUGGUUACCAAGAUCAUAGCCAUAAUGUUCAUGAUGGUCACUAUGAACAUGGUCAUGAUGGUUGUGAUGGUUACCAUUAUUAUGGUUGUGAUGGUCACUAUGAUUGUGGUCAUGAUGAUCACCAUGAUUGUAAUCAUAACCGCGCUCAUGAUGGUCAUCAUAACCGCGCUCAUGAUGGUCAUCAUAAUCAUCGUCAUGAUGGUGAACAAGAUCAUCAUGAUCAUGGUCAUGUUGGUCACCGAGAUCAUGGUCAUGAUGGUCGUGGUGGUCACCAUGAACAUAGCAAUGAUGUUCAUGAUGGUUACUAUGAACAUCAUCAUCAUGGUUAUGACGUUCACCAUUAUCAUGGUGAUGAUGGUCAUUAUGGUCAUAGUCAUAAUGGUCCUUAUGGUCACUAUAAUUACGGUUAUGAUGGCAACCAUGAUCAUGGUCAUGAUUGUCUCCGUGAACAUGGUCACCAUGAUCAUGCUCAUGAUGGUGACCAAGAUCAAGGCUAUUAUGGUCACUAUGAUCAUGGUCCUGAUGGUUACCAAGAUCAUGGCCAUAAUGUUCAUGAUGGUCACUAUGACCAUGCUCAUGAUGGUUGUGAUGGUUACCAUUAUUAUGGUUGUGAUGAUUAUGGCCAUGAUGUUCAUGAUGGUCACCAUGAACAUGGUCAUGAUUGUUAUUAUGGUCGGCAUAAUCAUAGUCGUAAUGAUCACAGUGAUCGUGGUCAUGAUGGUCAUGUUCGUCACUAUGAUUAUGGUCAUGAUUCUCAUGAUGUUCGACAUGAUCAUGGUCAUUAUGAUCACUAG